UAAAUAAAUAAAUCUUUUAAAAAGAAGAGUGGAAUUGGAAGUUUCCUUCGGUGCAAGGGGCUUGAAACCCAUACAGAAGGUUCCCACAGCACACAUUUUCCAUGAGCUUUCUGAGUGCUUCUUGGUGAUGGAAUCUUGUAGCUCCCAUUUGGGGGCUAAAGACCCCUGGCUAAGCAGCAGGUGUGGGGGGGACGGGUCUGGACUGAGGGAGUAGAAGAGAUAAAGAAGAUAACAGCUCUGGGACACCUGAGAUAAGGGUGGUUCAGAAACUUCAUGAAACCCCCGGAACUGAAAGGGAAGCUGAUAUCCAUGCAGGUUUUGAAAAGGAAACACUGGAGGGCUGCCAGAAGGCUCAUGGAAAUCAUGUGAGGAAAAGUGAGCAUGGGGAUUCACCAUUCCCGCUCCAAAACAAACCCUCCUGGGAACCCCAGGUGCCCGUGCCUUGCCCGGCCCUGUGUUCCAGAAACAUCAUUCCCUGGCUUGUGCCCCCCCCCCCCACCCUGAGACAUUAUUCUUCCCAUUUUGCCUAUGAAAACCCGAGGUCACCAGAGCAGGUAACUGGUCCAAGGUCUCGGGGCUGGGAGCUGGGCCAGCUGGGCCUCUGGGCCAGUGCCACCUUGGAGGGGACUGCAGCGGGAAAGCCUCUUAAGGCUUACCGACCAUGUCUGCCGUCCAGAAACCACAGGAGGCUCGUCGGGGCCAGCCAAGAGCAAUGUGAAUCAGGACGAGCCCAGCGAGCCAGGCCCUGCUCCCCGCGAGCGUGCACGGCUGCCCUGGUGUGUGCUGGGAUUCGGCCUGCAGCAGGACUUGGCACUGGCCUUGCUGACUGCUCGACAGAUGGGGGGAUGGGUAGGGGAAUCCCUGGGCUUCUGGCGGCCUGCUGGAACCCGAGAAGGCAGCAUGGACUCUCACAGCCGCCUCUGCUCUUUUCCUGGGUAAUGGCCUCACCUGGGACCUGGCCCACUCAUCCUGACAACCACAUGAGCAUUUUUUAAAAAUUGGGGGCCUGCUUCUCCAGCACCCCGGUCCUCAGCCACUGGGUGAAUAGUGCAGGUGCAGAGUUUGUGCUCUGGGAAUGGGAUCCCUGGACCAGCAGAAAGGACCAGGGAACUUACCAGAAUGCAGGAUCUCAGGCCCACUUAGAUCCCUACGGGCCAUUAGUAGGAGGCCCUCUAGGCGCUUAAUUCUGACAACAUCCCUGCGGCUGGGGCUGGGGGUCUGGGCUGGGGCGGGGUCAGACUGAGCCUCUGCCACGGAACUGGAUGACUGUGGGCGGGGCCUCAGCUGUCUGUCAUGUGCUUGCCCCGCCUCCGCUGGGCUGAGUAGGGGAAGGUAAGGGAUGAGCAGAGCCCACGGAGCUCUUGAGGCAGUGCUGGGGGCCGGAUUGUUGGGCUAAGAGGAGUCCGAGGAGUCACGACGUUUACGGAAUCCCUUCAGCGUGUGGUAGGCCCAGGUGCUGAGGGACAGCAUGAAGCCUGAUUUGUGGUGUUUCUGGGGUCCUGUCUCCUGAUACCUGCUCCAUUCUCUUUAGGGUGCCCCAGCUGCUCUGGGUGUCCGCUCUCUCCCUAGCUAGCCACCCCAACCUGGAAAGGGCCUGUCUUUCCCCAGCACUUUGAGCCAUAUCUGGCAAUUGUUCUAAGUACCUGGGCACUGACAGGUGCCUGUCCUUGAGCCCAAUCAUGGCAGCUCUCUCUAAUUGACUAGACCUGGCUCGCACACCCACCUGGCAGCACCCACACCCCUUGGAUUGAGAACAGGUGUGCGCUGGCUUCCAGGGGAGUAGGUUUAGGCUGGUCCCAGAAUUGGCUUGGUGCCAGCAGGCUGGAACCCCAGAGGUGGAGUGUCCGUCUGAGCCUACAGAGCUGGCUUCCUCUCUUCCGUGAGCUAAACAUUAUUCUUCCCGUGGUGUUCCAGAGAGCGGGGUCCACAUGGCCCCUUGCAGGACCCACACCGGCCUUCCCAGAACUGAGGCUCCGCCCAGGAAGUGACGUGGUGCGGGCGGGGUGCGGCCAGGCGGGGAUGCGCAGGGAAAGCGGAGACCACCCUGGUCUUGUUCAGGCUGGGCUUUCUGUGCCGGGUACAGGACCUGGGACACAAAGAUGCCGCCGAGCUGUGAGUCCUUGCUACCCCUCAGGCCCAGGAGCCGGUGGGGCCCGUCACGUAACCAAGAGGUCAGCUAAUUUGCUGGCAGCUACCAGGCCUUGUGAGCGUCUGGGGAUGCGACUGUUGGGAGGGCCAGACAGAGAGAUGAGGAAGUCCCGGAGGCUUCGAAUGCCCUUCCUCCUCACCCCUGCCCGCCUCUGCUAAUCCAGAUUCAGUGUUCGUUCAAACAGGGGUCUCCCUUAGGUAAGGGACCGGUUUCUUUUGGCUGUCUGCAUUUUUCUGUCCUGGGAACUGGGGGAGCCUUCCCAGUCCAGAGCCAAGCUCCACUGGUGGGUGGCCUGGGAGGCCAAGGCCUCUGCCCUAGCCCCAGGCAGGUGCUUCAGAGACAAAGUCUGCCCCGCCCCCAAGCCCUGCAAAAUGGAGAAGCGUUGGAGGCUCCGAGUGCCACUGACCGCAUCUGCUCCUGAGGAGCUGGUGGGCGGCCCAGCCUGGGCUGGGGAUGCCCAACUACCCAUGAGUAGCUAGCAGAAGGCAGCCUUCCCCAGGGGAGCAGGGUGACACCCCGACUCCUGUGGAGAGGGAAAGAGAAAGAAUGUGUGUGUGUUGGGGGGGUGGAUGGUCUGACUCUCCUCUCCUGGACUUGGUCAGAACUCUGUGCACGUGGGCCCUGACCACGCCUCUCCUCUGUCCUCACCACAGGUGAAGAGCCAAAACUGCAGCCCCUUCUGAGCAGCUUCUGAAAUCCGAGCAGUAGCUGCUGGUAAACACCAUCUUUAGUGCUGGAAGCUGCCGCCACCACCACGCCACCACCUGCCAACCUGACAGAGUUAAAUAUGAGCCCCGUCUACCCAGAGAGCGAGGAGAUGGCCAACAAGGAGAAGCUGCAGUGUCUGAAAGACUUCCACAAGGACAUCCUGAAGCCGUCACCUGGGAAGAGCCCAGGCACGCGGCCUGAGGAUGAGGCUGAGGGCAAGCCCCCACAGAGGGAGAAGUGGUCCAGCAAGCUCGACUUCGUGCUGUCAGUGGCUGGCGGCUUCGUGGGCUUGGGCAAUGUCUGGCGGUUUCCGUACCUCUGCUACAAAAAUGGCGGAGGUGCAUUCCUCAUACCAUACUUCAUCUUUCUGUUUGGGGGUGGCCUGCCUGUGUUCUUCCUGGAGAUCAUCAUAGGCCAGUACACCUCUGAAGGGGGCAUCACCUGCUGGGAAAAGAUCUGCCCCUUGUUCUCUGGCAUCGGCUAUGCCUCCAUCGUGAUUGUAUCCCUCCUGAACGUGUACUACAUUGUCAUCCUGGCCUGGGCCACCUACUACCUAUUCCAGUCCUUCCAGUCGGAUCUUCCCUGGGCACAUUGCAACCACAGCUGGAACACGCCGCAGUGCAUGGAAGACACCUUGCGCAAGAACAGGAGUGUGUGGCUCACCAUCAGCACCACCAACUUCACCUCCCCUGUCACCGAAUUCUGGGAGCGCAACGUGCUAAGCCUGUCCCCUGGGAUCGACCACCCGGGCACUCUGAAAUGGGACCUCGCGCUCUGCCUUCUCCUCGUCUGGCUGAUCUGCUUCUUCUGCAUUUGGAAGGGAGUCAGGUCCACGGGGAAGGUCGUCUACUUCACAGCCACGUUCCCGUUCGCCAUGCUCCUGGUACUGCUGGUGCGGGGGCUGACGCUGCCCGGCGCAGGCGAGGGCAUCAAGUUUUACCUGUACCCUAACAUCACACGCCUUGCGGACCCACAGGUGUGGAUUGACGCCGGGACCCAGAUCUUCUUCUCCUAUGCCAUCUGUCUGGGGGCCAUGACCUCGCUGGGGAGUUACAACAAGUACAAGUACAACUCAUACAGGGACUGUAUGCUGCUGGGAUGCCUGAACAGUGGUACCAGUUUUGUGUCUGGCUUCGCAAUUUUUUCCAUCCUGGGCUUCAUGGCACAAGAGCAAGGGGUGGACAUUGCUGAUGUGGCUGAGUCAGGUCCUGGCCUGGCCUUCAUCGCCUACCCAAAAGCCGUGACCAUGAUGCCUCUGCCCACCUUUUGGUCCAUUCUCUUUUUUAUUAUGCUUCUCUUGCUUGGACUGGAUAGCCAGUUUGUUGAAGUCGAAGGACAGAUCACAUCCUUGGUUGAUCUUUACCCAUCCUUCCUAAGGAAGGGUUAUCGUCGGGAAAUCUUCAUCGCCAUCGUGUGUAGCAUCAGCUACCUGCUGGGGCUGACGAUGGUGACGGAGGGUGGCAUGUAUGUGUUUCAACUCUUUGACUACUAUGCAGCUAGUGGUGUAUGCCUUCUGUGGGUUGCAUUCUUUGAAUGUUUUGUAAUUGCCUGGAUCUAUGGCGGUGAUGACUUUUAUGACGGUAUAGAGGACAUGAUCGGCUAUCGGCCCGGGCCCUGGAUGAAGUACAGCUGGGCUGUGAUCACCCCCGUCCUCUGCGUUGGAUGUUUUGUCUUCUCGCUCGUCAAGUACGUGCCCCUGACCUACAACAAAGUCUACGUGUACCCGGACUGGGCCAUCGGGCUGGGCUGGUGCCUGGCCCUGUCCUCAAUGGUGUGCAUCCCCCUGGUCAUUGUCAUCCGCCUCUGCCAGACGGAGGGACCCUUCCUUGUGAGAAUCAAGUACCUGCUGACCCCGAGGGAACCCAACCGCUGGGCAGUGGAGACGGAGGGGGCCCAGCCCUACAGGUCCCGCCUGUCUCUCAACGGUGCGCUCAUGAAGCCCACCCACAUCGUUGUGGAGACCAUGAUGUGAGCCUUCCUCGGGCGCGGCCGCUUCCCUGCUGUUUACUAACAUUAGAUUCUCCUAGGACCAGGUUUACAGAGCUCUAUAUUUGCACUAGGAUUUUUUUUUUUUAAUUGUCACAGGAAAAUGUUACUCUGUGUGUAUGUUCUGUGUGUAUGCGUGUGUGUGUGCAUGUUGCGUGUGGUGAUUAUUUGGGGAUACUUUAUACAAAAAGAAACCCCAUGGGCAGCCGUCUGGGGCCAGGCCAGAGCUUUCAUACUGAAUUAGAUGUAUUUUCUGGGAACUCGGUCAAUUCUUCUUUGUAUUGUUUUUUAACACGUGACUGUAUCAGCUUAGGAAUUGUUGUACUCUGACCACUCGGCUUGAUCUUGCCAGCAAUAGAUCUUGUUCCCAAAAGCAAUCCUUUCUACGGUGCUCCUGGCGCUGGCUGAAGGCUCUGCCGGACCACAGGGCUGCCUCUUGCUGGGACGGCAAACCCACCUUAAAGGCGUAGCACCUCCCAAAGCCUGGUUCCUGGGAAGCCCGCUGCAGGGGAUAGGGCCCUGCCAGCUGGGGCACCGGAGAGCAGGGCCAUGGGCAGCCUCACUCCUGCACUUGUUGUAGCUGAGCAGAGAAGCCGAAGGCUCAUCUCCUCUCAUGGACAGGCCGGGGAGCUGGGGACCAGGCUCCGCUGAGGGUGUGGGGCAGAGAGAGCUGUCAUCCUGAGCCCCUGUGGCUGACUCCUCAGCAGGACCACCCACACUGCAGUUCCUGGGGAGCCCAGCGAGCAGUCCUAGGGGUCCAGGCUUGGGGUCCAUCCCAAGACUUGGUGCUCACCCUCAGGAGAGGUGGACGAGGCCAGGAUCCUUCCUGGGAUGCUGCAGGCAGCCUCGGGGAUCAGUACCCCACAUGUCAUGGUGUCAGAACGGGGUUGUCACAGCUGUGAUUGUUCCCCCGUGCAUGAUGAGUUUGUUGGGGGCCAAGGGCGAGGUGGAGGCGAAGGGAUCAAAGGAUGUGGCCCGGGUGCCUCAGCAGGCUGAUGCAGGACAGGGUGAAGCCAGACAGAGCCCAAGGCUGUCCCAGCGCCAAGAGCAGCUUCGGGGCUCAAAGCUGGCUUGUGGACUUAGCAGUCCCCAGGCCCCUCCAAGUUCAGGCCCAAGGGCAGCUUGCAACAGUGACUUGGGCCCUAAGAAAGGCCCUUGUUUCUGUUCCCUGUAGUAGCUGAGGUCAGACAGUUUACUGCCUGGAGACUGAGACUACAUGGCUGGGAAAACCCAGGGUAGGGGCUGACACCCCAAGCUGGUCACCAGAACCGGGUCCCUGUUAGAACCAGGACUGAGGGGUCCUACGCCUUUAAGAUCCCACUCGCAGACCACCAGUGUGUUGGACCUAAACUGUGCCAUUUGAACAGCCGUGAAGAGUUCAGAGUGGGAGCAAAAGGAAACCAUCUUUCCUUGCAAAGCAGGGACCACUGUGAGGACGGGGACCAGGGAGUUUUGACUUAACACAUGCAGAGCAGGGCCUGUGGAAGCCCCCUCCCCAGUGUUGGGGGCAGGGAGGAGCCUUGGGUGGGGGGCCCUUCCAUGGGGCAAUCCCAACCUCCCCCAUCUCUGGCCAAUGUACAUGCUCCACUGCCAAAGCCGGCCCCUCUCGGCCAGAGCGCCAGUCCUGUCCUCGAGCCUGGGCAGCUGCACUGCUCUCCUGUCCCCCUGGUACUUGUGGGUGCCUCUAUGUCUGCCUGACUAUCUCUUGGUUCUUUGUACCGUGUAGCGACGUGACCUGUAUGUCUUAGGGAACUUUAGUAAACUAACCAGUCCUGGUGGAGAAAGACAGGUGCUGCAUGGGCAGGAGGCUGGGCAAGCAGAGGCUACCAGGGCAUUUGUGGUCAUUUUGGUCCUCAGGUCCCCUCUCUGCGGGGAAGCCUCACACCUGCAAUAAAAGCUGCGGGGUAUCCGGGUUAGCAAGGCAGACCUCAAUUUUCUGGGAGUGGCCUGAGAAAGGUCUCUUUUAAGAUUUCCCAGACCAAAUCCUAGACCAAAGACACACAGACCAAGUCCCCAGACCCCGCAAGGUGAAGGGGUCAACUGCUGGCCCAAGCUCCGUCUUCCCAAGCCCCAAGCACCUGUCUUGGCUCCCGUGUGUGUGCAGAGCGUGGCUCUGUGAGCCUGAUGUGUGAUGACUUGUGUGUGUCUCCUUUUAAAUGGAACUUUGCAUUUGAGCUCUGACUCUGGUCCCCAUGCCCUGAGAAUGGGCAAGACCCUGCCUGCCCUGUACUUGGGAGGGGUGUGAAAUUUAGAUGCCCACACAUAGCCUGGUGAGCCAGAUCUGGAUAAAGGAGGCUAGCGAAGUGGUUACUUUUAAGGUGAAAAGGCAGGAUUGAGGGCCUAGGGGCUGCUACUGCUUCCCCAAGUCGGGUCCCCUCUGUAGUGGGGGUGCCCCAACCCAACAGGCUCCUUGUCGCUUGGGGUAGCCAAGUCCCAGAGCAGAGCGGGGCCUCUGGCUCCGUGAAUCAAGUUUGGACCAGGACUUGUUCUGCAGGUUCUCCCAAGGGUGAGCAGUGAGUUACAGGUGCGACCACCCAGGAGAUCUUGGUCUGAUCCCCCCUGACAAUCAACAGCCUUGGUCAUCAAGGAACUGUGGUGCCCUAACGCUCUGGGCCAACCCCACAAGCGAAAAGGGUGCUUCGGGCUGCAGGUAGGCGGCUGGAGCACUUGCUCGCCAGGGUCCCACCAAGGGCCCCUCUCUUUCCCCACAGCCUUGGUAGGCUAGGAAAUGAGAGCCCUGUCCACCCAAGAGGUGCCUGAGGCCUGCUCCAAAUGCAGCUCAAGGCUACCUGGGAAAUGACCAGGCCCCAGGAAGUAGCUUUGGGUGAUUUUUCACAGCCUCUCCUCUCCUCUGCUCUCCUUCCCUGUAUCCUCAGCACCCCCUGAACCUGAGAUGUAGCAGAGUAUACCCUCAGCCUGACUAGGGCACUGUGCCAGCCACGUGCCACUGUAUAACGGCCAGUGGCCCUGCCAGCACUGCCCCCUCCUGAAGGGGAAUGCUGUGCGCAGCCAGGCUCAGACACAGCUAGGAAGGGACCGCUCCCCUCUCCGCCAAGGUCCCAUCCAUCCUCAGACCCAGGGCCAGGUGGCCGCCGGGCUGCCAUGGAUGCCACUGUGUGCAAACGCCUCUUGCGUACAAACCUAACAAAACCCAGGGCUCCCAGCUCCAAGAGCAGUGGGCAACCCCAGGUCAAGGGACAGCCUCCCGCCCCCGCCCAAUGUGUGACUCUCAGAAAUACCUGUGUCAAUAGGAAGUGGUCCCCAUUGUUCUCUGUGGGUGUUCCGACACUGUCCCUGAGGGAGGCCCGCCUGGUGAUAGAUUUGACUUCACUUGAACUCCAUUUCUUUGCUUUUCCCUUAAUUUGUCCCCUAGUCCCUAACGACUGUGACUCUAUAUUUAGCACAAGAGAAAGCUGAGAACGUGGGUCUUGCCUCCUUCCGGAAAUAUGUCUGGUUCAUCAGGACAUUUUUUUAAGCUUCAGAGUAUUUUUAAGAGAUUUUAAACUUUUGUAAAGAAAUACAAACCAACUCACUAUGGACUCUUGGGGGGAGGAGUACAUGUGUGCGAACAAGACCCGGGGGGGUGGGCGAGCCAGUCUUGGCGUCCCGAGCUCUGACAUAGCCAUGUUUCAUGACACGGAAUCCUGUGUUUCACAGGGGUGGUUUUCCCUCUUGCUUUUUAGAUAAAUCUAUAUAUUGAUAUUUUAAAUUCAUCUUUGCUUUUUUUUUAGAGGAGUUUGUAAUCACCUUGUAACAUGAAAAUAAACAUUUCCUUUUUAAAGUC
Molecule: messenger RNA, 8627 nt
Organism: Ochotona curzoniae (black-lipped pika)
Lineage: Eukaryota; Metazoa; Chordata; Mammalia; Lagomorpha; Ochotonidae
Gene: SLC6A6
Product: solute carrier family 6 member 6
Exons: 15
Coding region: 2937-4829 (630 amino acids)
Biological process (GO): taurine transmembrane transport; sodium ion transmembrane transport; neurotransmitter transport
Cellular component (GO): plasma membrane
Molecular function (GO): taurine:sodium symporter activity
Source: RefSeq, a predicted model, not a curated record